AUGGCAUUAGUAAGAAUGCUCAGCAUUUUGGUACUGCUGGUUUUGGGAUUGGCAAUGACACAAAGGUAUUUGGUGUCUGGCAGUUCACCUAGCUGCAAUUUCUCUGCUAUCUACAAUUUCGGGGAUUCAAACUCGGACACUGGAGGCCGCUCGGCUGCGUUUACACAAAUUCCACCUCCCUAUGGCGAAACCAACCUUGGCAAUCCUCCCAAGAGAUUAUCCAAUGGGCAUGUCAUCCUCGAUUUCAUAAUUUGUGCAGCUGAGAGACUAGGACUACCUUACAUGAGUGCAUACUUGGACUCCAUAGGGACAAACUUUCGAUGCGGCGCAAACUUCGCCACCGGAGACUCCUCCAUUCUACCUGGUCCUUUCAGCCCUUUUGAUCUUGGGAUUCAGAUCUCCCAAUUCAAACAGUUCAAGUCACGCACAACAGAACUCUACAAGAAUUUGAGUGAUUCUGGUGAGCCGUUAUAUCCUUCAACUUUCUGCAGUUCAUUAGCCAGAAUUAUGGCACAUCAAGCAAGUAAUAUGCAUGUGCCAAUUAAUCCAAUUAAGAGUCCCCAUAAUCACAUUUGCUUCAGUUUGUGCACAAAUCUGAAUAAUUUUAACAUGACAGUAGAUCAAAUUGUCGCUGCAAUUCCUGGCAUCCUCGACGGAUUCGAAGCAGCAAUACAACAACUCUAUGGCGAAGGAGCAAGAGCUUUCUGGAUACAUAACACCGGUCCAAUUGGAUGUUUGCCUUUCAUGGCUCUACCAUUUAAAUUUAGAAACGGCACCCUUGACCAGAAUGGCUGCAUCGCUUAUCAAAACAAUGUAGUUCAGGAAUUCAAUCAGCAGCUUAAAGAAAGGGUAGACCAGCUAAAAAAUAAUCUCUCUACGGCUGCAUUCACAUACGUCGACGUAUAUUCAGCCAAGCUCUCGCUGAUAAGUGAUGCUAAAAACCAAGGUAAUCUUCCACAUAUCAAAGGGUACUACUUCUCUCAGGCUACACUUAAUGAGAAAAUCUAUGAGACUACUGCUGUGGUACAAGUGAAUGGAACCACCAUUCAUGGAGAUGCUUGUGGCGAUCCUCAGGAUCGAAUUAGCUGGGACGGCAUACAUUUCACGGAUGCAGCCAAUUCAUGGAUCGCUUCACGCAUCCUCAAUGGUUCCAUGUCUGACCCACCUGUACCAGUCGCCAAUGCUUGUCCAUAACUUACAGCGCAAUAUUGAAGAUGUCAGAUCCAAAAGAUGCAAAGAAAAGGGAAUGAAAAAUCGUCCCUUUCCUUUUAUAAUUUCUGGUCAUUAACUCCUAAAUAAAACGUCACUCCCGUGGGAGCACAUGUCAUGUAAUAUUCACAUGGAAAAUAAUACAGGAAAAGAACCAGAAUGUGGACAUUAUGAAAGCUCUAGGGCUUGAUUCUUGUUUGAGUUCAAUACUGGAGGUCCAGACCAAGUUUUGGGCCUUAUGCAAGGAACAUAUUUGAGACAUCUCAUGUUA
Molecule: messenger RNA, 1480 nt
Organism: Rhodamnia argentea
Lineage: Eukaryota; Viridiplantae; Streptophyta; Magnoliopsida; Myrtales; Myrtaceae
Product: GDSL esterase/lipase At3g27950-like
Exons: 5
Coding region: 1-1194 (397 amino acids)
Molecular function (GO): hydrolase activity, acting on ester bonds
Source: RefSeq, a predicted model, not a curated record